This is a messenger RNA of Styela clava, 2801 nucleotides long. NCBI's taxonomy places the organism in Eukaryota, Metazoa, Chordata, Ascidiacea, Stolidobranchia, Styelidae. The record is from RefSeq and is a predicted model, not a curated record.
UUCAUUAAAUAUGGAUAUAUAAAGCCUAAAAUGAUAAAGUGCACAGUCAGAGUUACUGGAUCACUGUAGUUCGUUCAGGGAGUAUAUUAUAUUGUUAAAGAAUGGCGGAUGGACAAUGUUUUUUAGAGGAUGACGACAUUUUAGAGGAUAUGGAGAACUUCGACUAUAGUGAGUCAGACCUGGAUGAAGACAGCGAUAAAGAUUAUGUCGCGGUUGGUAAUGGUACCGAUUCAGAUAUUGAUUCAGAGUUUUUUGACGCUGAUUCAACUUCCCCCUCACCAGAGAAAACUAAAAAACAUAGGCCAAGAGGUGCAGUAUCUGAGGCUAUUUCAACUCCUUCCACACUUUCAGCCACACCUAAGAAAGACAGACACAUUGGUUAUGGUAGCGAUUCUGAAGAAUCUGAGGCUCUUUCGACUCCUUCCACUUUUACAGCCACACGAAAAAGAGCUAAUCAUUUUGGUUACGUUAGCGGUUCAAGAGUAUCUGAAGCUCUUUUUUCUCCUACAAAAAGGAGGAGGGGUAGGCCAAAGGAUACGAGAUGUGCCCAAGCUGAAACUGCUGCGGGCAGAUACACCAACUGGCGUAAUGUAACGUCAAAUGAUGAAGAUGGACCUGAUAUCCCAUACAACUUCCGAGACAAGGGUUCUGGAGGGAAAGAUUUACCUCAGGCUGAUAGCAAACCAAUUGAAUAUUUCAAGCUCUUUUUCACCGAGGAAUUGGUAAAAAUGAUAGUGGACGAAACAAAUAAAUAUGCGGAUAAAAAAAUACAGGAGACACUCUUAUCACCUCAUUCUCGCCUACAUCAAUGGGAAAAUGUUACUGUACCUGAAAUGUACUUGGUUAUUGGACUUCUACUUAACAUGGAAAUAGUAAAGUUGCCUCGUCUUACUGACUACUGGUCAGAAUCGCCUCAAAUUCGUGUAGACUACUUUCGUAAAGCUAUGUCUCGAAACAGAUUUCAGAACAUUUUUAAAUCAUUGUUACAUUGUUAUGACAUUGAUGAGAGCAAAAGGGGAAAAGGUGACAAAAUCCAACCUAUUAUCAACUACAUUGUUACAAAAUUUCAGCAACAUUUCAUUCCAUAUCAGCAAUUAUCAGCCGAUGUGUCUAUGAUUGGUUACAAAGGCUUUGUUCAAUUUCGACAAUAUAACCCAAGGAAGCCAGUCAAGUGGGGACUCCUAGCUAGAACAUUAGCAGAUGCUAAAACCGGAUAUCUACUGAAUAUCAUGAUGUAUUACGGCAAAGUAGAACAAAAAGAAAGCUUUCAAAAUUUAACAAAACCAUCAUCUACAAUUAUUGAACUACUUGGACCAUACCUCAACAAAGGUUACCAUGUUUUCUGUGAUCGACUAUAUACAUCUUUGGAUUUAGCUGAUCAUCUGCAUAAUAAAAGAACGUAUCUCACAGGAACAAUAAGGGCAAACAGAAGCGGAAUUCCUGCUCAGAUCAAAGCAAAUAAAAAAGGAAUAAUAUCAAUGCGAAGUGGGAAAAUUUUACUGCAAAAUUGGAUAGACAAAAGACAAGUAAUAAUGAUAUCAACAUACUACAGGGGGGACGAACUAAUUAGGAAGAAGAUGAAAACAAGUGAAAAAAUAGUUGAAAAACCACUAGCAGUUGAAGAAUACAAUCAAUACAUGGGUGGGGUUGAUUUAUCAGAUCAGAAUACAUCGUAUUACAACUUUAGUAGGAAAUCAGAACUGUGGUGGAAAAAAAUGUUCUUUUGGCUUUUAGAAAUUUGUGUAACUAAUAGUUAUCUAUUAUACAAACAAUCGAGACCUGAGCAGCGAGGAAAGAAUCCUUCUUUGUUGAGUUUUCGUCAGGACUUAGUGCCUGAUCUUGUCGAUCUUGGAAGAGAGCAUUUUCCACGUCAGCAGCGGGAAAGGCCAUUAUCAUCAACUCCAGGGCUACAUCCAUCAAAAGGUUAUUUCCAUGUACAGAAGAAGCGUGAACCUGGCCAAAGGGCCAGAGAAUGCAAAUUUUGCAGUGAACGGAGAAAGAACGGACGGCGCAAAGAUACAAGAUAUUAUUGUGAUACUUGCCAAGGGAAACCGGGUCUUCAUCCUGGGGACUGUUUUUCUGCGUACCAUAUUCAGAGCCUGAAUAAUCAUAGCCUUUUUACUUCUUCGAUUGUGGUUACUUCUGAGCAACCCAAUACUUUGCGAUCCAGUAACCCUCAACAAGGGAUUCAAUUGAAAGAAGAGAUAGGAUAAUGUGAAUCCAUCAAGAAUGUACAGACAUUGGAUAACUGGCUCAAUAUGGUGAUUUCAACAAAAAAAGACUAUGGAAAGUGGAAACUGAAUUGAAUGCGGUUGUGUUGAAUGCAUCUGAAGCGUAAAAUAGACAGCGGCCUUAGAUUAGUGACUGACUGCUGUAUAUAAAAUUUGUUUGAAUAAAAAUACAAAUUUAACAGUGAACCACGCAGCAAGGAAUAACAUGAAAAUACUUGAGCAGAUUAAUGAUUUUCUGGGUCUGGAAGUUCACAUGAAUUUCAAAUUUGUAUUGCUGACUCAUUUCUUGACUUGAUUUACCUGACAUUUUUAUGUAACAUUCACAUGACCUCAGCAAUAUCAAAUUUUUUAAAUAUUGCCGACUCAUUUUCCUUCAUAUUGCCUCAUAUUUUAAUUGUUUUUUCAUUAGUCUUACUGUAGCAUUAACACUGGUGGACACAACAGGAAAGGAGCCUGAUGACUUUUAUUAUUUUUUUCGGACUGGCCCCGUACGGUACUAGCUUUUAUACUUAACAUUGUAUAUGAUUACUCAUUAAUGUUGCCAUGUGAAAUAAAAUCUCUCCAUGUUUA